Oldenlandia corymbosa var. corymbosa is the source of this 768-nucleotide messenger RNA. NCBI's taxonomy places the organism in Eukaryota, Viridiplantae, Streptophyta, Magnoliopsida, Gentianales, Rubiaceae. The record is from the annotation of a GenBank genome assembly.
AUGGAGCAAUCCAAACCCAACCAGGAGUAUGAAGCCCAGCCCACAAAACAAAUCUUCAUCUUAUCAGGUCAAAGCAACAUGGCCGGCCGGGGAGGCGUGAUCCGGCUGCACAACAAGCUCAAGCAGUGGGACGGCGUCGUUCCACCAGAAUGCGCCCCCGAUCCAUGCCGGAUCUUCCGCUUCACCUCCCACCUGAACUGGGAAGUCGCGCGUGAGCCGCUCCACCACGACAUCGACACCAAGAAGACCUGCGGGGUGGGACCAGGGAUGUCAUUCGCCAACGCCGUGAAGGAGCGCGUGGCCGGAAUUCUGGGGCUGGUCCCUUGCGCGGUGGGCGGGACAGCCAUCAAGGAGUGGGAGCGUGGGGCUCACUUGUACGACAAUAUGAUCAAGAGGGCCAGAGCCGCCGUGCAUCACGACGGCGGCGGUGAAAUCAAGGCGGUGCUUUGGUAUCAGGGAGAGAGCGACACGUCAUCGCAGCAUGACGCGGAUUGCUACAAGGCUAAGAUGGAGGAACUGAUUCAUAAUGUGCGUUUUGAUCUCAAUUUGCCUAAUCUCCCAAUCAUUCAGGUUGCAAUAGCAUCAGGGGAUGGGAAAUACAUGGAAAAAAUAAGGGAAGCGCAAAAGAGUAUAGAAAUGGAGAACGUGGUUUGCGUGGAUGCUAUAGGGUUGGAGCUGAAGGAAGACAAUCUCCAUUUGACUACUGAAGCUCAGGUCAAAUUAGGCCAAAUGUUGGCUGAAGCAUACCUCGCCAAUUUUGCAUGUUAG